CCCUACCAUCACCGCGACCAUUGUCCUUCGCCCCUCAGCUUCCUCGCCAUCUGGACAGCAUCUCACUCAUCUCCCUUUCUCUAUACCACGACGUCGACGACUGCCUCCUGCCAGCGCGCUUCAGCGAGACUCGCGUCCAGUCUCGGGGUCGCAUAGCCUCGCACAGCCGCUGCCAUGUCCUCCCUCGCCGUACCUGCCCCCAUUGAGAAAGCUGCCGGCUCCAACACCUCCUCAGGCCAAUCGACGCGGGACGCCUUCAAUGCUGCACUGCGGUCUCGCAACCCACAAAACAAUUACAUAGCUCAUCUCAAGAUAUGGGAACCUGUAGAGACGGAGAAUGGCGCGCCUCCUGCCGCUGGCCCAGUUCGGAAGGCUCGCUACCUGAUCCUGGCAGUGCAGCGUGACACAGGAAGGGUCACCGUCAACAAGGCCAAGAGAAACGCCAAUGGUAGUUUCAGUAUUGGCAAAGAUUGGGACCUCAACACACUCAAAGUUGUCGAGGUCAUCGACCCCACCACUUUCUCACUCACCCUCUCCCGCCCUUACCAGUGGACCACUGAUCGUGGCCGCGAACAGCACCUCUUCCUCUCCUCCAUGGUCAACGUGUACCGGCGGUAUACUCGCAGUUCUUCUGGUCCUCGAUGUAUCGGUAUUACGGUAGAGGCACAGGGCAGCGGGGCCUCUUCCGACAGGCUAGUGUCACCUAGCUCUUCCCAGGACAGGCAGCCGGAGCCAUCGCUCUCCCCACCUACAGCGAGCUCACCAUCCAAGCCAACAGACUUCGUGCCUCCGGCACCGCUGUCCAUCGCUCCUCCGAAGCCGUCUCGAUCAGGAACGGCCGACAGUACGCUAGUAUCUCCUUUGUCGAGCAGGCCUCCACCAACAUCGUCUCCUUCACGCCCUCAACGAGUAGCUCAUGACCCUAUUGCGCAAAGUCAGGGGGUUGAGGAGGCUGCACCGGCCCCUCCUGUCGUAGAGUCCCCGGCGCCCUUCUCUGCAGCAUCAUCCUCAAGCCUGCUGUCUCCGCUGAAUCGUAGACCGACCAUACAGAGGGAGACCUCGGCUGGACCAGUUCUGCAAAGAACGCCGAGCUCGUCACUUUCAAUUGAGGAGGGGGCCAAGCCCGAGUCAAUGCAGUUGGGAGUCGCUUCAGCCAGCAUGUCGAGGAGUAGGAGCUUCCAGUCCGCAUCUAGCGCCGGGUCGGCAAAAGACACAUUGAGCGACAGACUGGCUCGUGCUGCAUCCGGCGCGAAGAGCGGAUCCUCCACGCCAACGGCAGGCAGGCCCUCGACACCAGAGUCAGCACCUCCUGCUAGACCGCCGCCUGCUCAGCCUCGCGUGAUGCCGCCGGCCUCUGCUCCGCCUGUAACCAACAGCAUGACGGACUCUCAGUCUGCGUACGUCUCACCAUCAAAGCCAACGUUGGAUCGUAGAUUCUCAAUUGCCCCAACGAAUAACGCUCGUGCCCGUCUUUCGGCUGUGGAGCCAAUCGCUCGGGGAGGCAAAGCGUACGAGAAGAUGCUGUUGGCCGGGACUGGUCUGAAGAGUAUCGGAGACGAGGACGAGGAGGAAGAGGAGGAGGAAGAAGAGGAGCUGCUAGACGAGACUGCAGGAGAUCUUGGCCGUCUCAAUGGUGACAAUCGCAACGGCGGCACCACGGGAGAGAACGGCAUGAGCAAGUCUUAUCUCCAGGUGGAGCCCAUCGGCCGGAAGAACACCCUCAAAGCGAGCAAAAGUCUUACUCGCAAAGCCACAAGACGUCAAGGGAAUGCCCAUGAGCGGCAAGCUAACGGGAGCGGCGCCAAUGAAGAAGGCGAGUCAGAUGAGGACGAUGCGACUCUUGUCAACGUCGAAGAGCUGCUAGAGGGCAUUGAUUUCCGAGCGGUCAACAAAGAGUCUGGCAGAACGGGAUUAGCAGCAAGGGGACUUGGCAGUGGUAGUGCUUACAGCGGAGCGCUGAGCCGGAAGGGCCAAGGAACAGCCGAUGUCAUCGAGGCCAACCUUUUGUCCGAAUUGGAGGCUCUUGACUCGGCCAACAUCCACUCAAUCCUGACUGGAGAUGACCGUCUAGCCUCUGUGCUGAAUCAUGUCGAUGCAGCGCUAGCUCAGCUAGACAGCAUCGACUCGCUCGUCGCCUCCUUCAAGAUGUCGCUCAACUCGCGGGCAGAGGACAUCAACUUUAUCGAGGGCCAAAAUCGUGGUCUGCAGGUCAUGAACUCUAAUUGGCGAGCAUUGGAGAAGGAGAUCGAGCAAUUGCAGCAGACAGUCAAUGUGCCACAGGAGGAGGUGACGGCCCUACUUGAUGGGACAUACCACCUUGAUGGAGCCAUCGAGAGUAAAGAGGCAGCCGCUGCCAGUCUAUACAAGGCCAUUUUGCAGGCCAAGACCAGCCAGAUGGAAGAAACCAACGGUACGGCUGGCGUCAAUGGCAAUGGCUCUGGUGGUGGCAUGGCUGCCACAACUGAGAGACUCGACGAGUACUCAUCGAUCUCCAACGCGUUCGGUACCAAGUCUCUCUCGCAUCUGCAGACCGUCUUCACUGAGCUCACUACAGUACUACUGAGCGAUCCGGCGAGGAAGGCGAUGCUUCAGCCUCCUCAUCCGAGAUUGACUUCACACGAGGUCGUCGAACAAGCGCUCAGUGGUUACUGUGGGCUGAUGCUGUAUCUGAAAGAGGUCGAGCCCAGGACAUUCGAGCGAAUCUCCGCCGCAUACCUCACGAGCGCUGCUGAGCGGUACAAUGCAGAGUGUAGCAGGUUGGCAGCAGUAUGGAAGAUGCUCGUGAGGAAAGCUAGCGAGGACGAGGAUGGAAUGGCGUCCUUUGUGCAAGAUGUUCAAGUAGGCGCCGUGACCGCCCUGAGUCGAGCAACGACAGUGAGGCGGUUGGGUGGUCCCGCUGCCAACAGAAAGGGCAAGAGCGGAGGCGCAGAUGGCGAAGUGGCUGGAGCAGAAGCAUUUGGUCAUCUGCUCUUCACCAUCAUUCCCCUGCUCAUUCAAGAGACCCUCUUCCUCUCCGACUUCUUGCAUCUCAACCUGAAUGGUCUGACAUUCGCCGACUAUAUGGACUUGGAAACAUACUUCCGUAAGCGAGCUGCAGCUCUCUUCGGUGAGGACUCGAAAGAGCGAAGAGGUGGGCUCAGAGAGAUGAAGGGAGCUAUGGACCUUGUCUUCGGCUUCCUCGUGACAGAAGUGAAUGGCUUCCUCGAGGAAGUCGAGAGGCGGGAUCGCUUCCAGAUGGUUGGAGUCGUUGCUGCUCUGGAUGGCGCUCUGAUGGAAGCGGAGCACUCCGGCAACGACUUUGUGUUAAAAACGCUGAACAAGCUGCAAGGCAAGGCUACUGCGAUCCUAGAACGAUUCUUUGCCGAUCAGCUGAGAGCCGCAGUGGUCUCUGCUUCGAAGCAGCAAACCUUUUCUGCCCCUACCUUUAGAGGCAAGCGCUCAGGCAGAGGUGGUCUGACCGCCGCCGUCAGGAUUGCUCCCCACUUUGUGGACCGCAUUGAGAGCCAGCUGGGGAAUGCGCAGCACCUCAAUGUGCGGUCCAUCGUAGAUGGCUUCUACGCCCGGAUGGAGAAUACCAUCAUCGACACUCUCCUCUCGCUGAAAGUUGAGACGACGACUGCCACGGGAGGGCAAGACGAGGACAAGGGCGCAAUGAAUCAUCAAGUCCUUCUCAUUGAGAAUAUGCACCACCUCAUCCAAGAGUCGACCAAGCUCCUCUACCGAGCACCUGCCCUACGCGCCCUCGUUGCCCGCGCCGAAAAGGUGUAUGAGGACAGUCUAAGCCACUACACUCACUUUGUCCUCCGCAGACCUCUGGGUAAGAUGAUGGACUUUGGAGACGGGAUCGAUGCGCUCCUCCGUUCCACGCCGGCCAAUGAAGUCUCCCUUCACAAUGCCUACUCCAAGUCCUCCUUCCGUAAGCUGGCAAAGGAGCAUGGCAUAAAGGAUCUCCGCAAACAGGUAGACGCACUCUGGAAGCGUGUCCUCAAACACUUCAACGAAGAUGAGAAUGAGAAUUUCACACUCGCCUCUUCUACUUCCUCAAGAGGUGAGACGGGUGAACUGGUCACGGGUCCUGCAGCAGAAGAGGAGGAGCGCAGGGCCGUUGUGGGGAAAGUCUGGAGGCGCUGUGAGCAUGACUUUGUCAGGGAGAUUGAGAGGACGAUGCGCAUACAGGACGAAUGCUACAAGGGUGCUGGAGUUGGUUUAGAGGUCAAGGUGGACGAGGUAGUGAGACUGUUUGCUAGAUGAAGGAGAUCACUACAGAUGGCAAAAGUAGUGCAAUGUGUAUAUGUUCCUAGUUCCGCGAGAUGGCUCACUUUCGACGGCAUUUCAAUCGAAUGUCACCUUCUUGCCCGCACCAGCUCCACCUGCCAAGGAACGAGCAAUGAGGUCCUCCCUCUCCUUUUGUUUCUGCUUGGCCAACCAGCUCGGGUGCAUCUCCUGCUCUUGCUGCUGCUUCUCCUGAGUCUGGAACCUCACAGGAGGAGCGGUGCUGGGCGGACGUCGAUCGCCUCCCCUCGCCACUGGCUUACCUCCCCGACCUGGAG
Microstroma glucosiphilum is the source of this 4550-nucleotide messenger RNA. RefSeq lists its product as hypothetical. The record is from RefSeq and is a predicted model, not a curated record. Gene Ontology annotation, cellular component: exocyst; plasma membrane. Gene Ontology annotation, biological process: exocytosis; Golgi to plasma membrane transport. Gene Ontology annotation, molecular function: phosphatidylinositol-4,5-bisphosphate binding. NCBI's taxonomy places the organism in Eukaryota, Fungi, Basidiomycota, Exobasidiomycetes, Microstromatales, Microstromataceae. The coding region runs from base 175 to 4251 and encodes 1358 amino acids. The transcript has a single exon.